GCAGUUGGCAUCAGUUACUCGUGGCCAGAGUAAAUGGAAAGAUCAAGUGAAAAGCCUACUUUCAGUGGUCUGAAAACCGAGUUGAUGUUUGACAAAAAACUGUGGAAGAACAUAUGAACGUAAAGUCUUCGCUAGUCUAAAAAAGCAAAAAAAAAAAAAAUUGUGAUAAUUACCCAUUGUGAUAAGCGAAUUAAGCAAAGUGCCAAAAACUCUUUAGCGCCAUUAAAAGCGAACAACAAAAUCUAAUAUAUUCCAAAGUUUUUGAGAGAAAUCCAUAAAAAUACAAAACAAGCAAAAUGCCUGAGCUCAUUGAACAAAGCAAAAUUAUCUCCGGCAAUGUGUGCGGUGUGCCCCAGUUGCACAAGUUGCGCCAGGACAAUUGUGGUUUGUACAGCCACAUCCGUGGCAUUCCCAUCUCCUAUGGAAAUGUGGACUCGCUGACCGCCGGAGUGCGCAGCUUCGUGGAGGAGGGAAUCGCCAUGUGCCAGCCCGACCAGGUGCACAUCUGCGAUGGCAGCGAGCAGGAGAACAAGAUGCUCAUCAAGGUCCUGCUGGAGGCGGGUACCAUUGUGCCGCUGCCCAAGUACGAGAACUGCUGGCUGGCCCGCACCAAUCCCGCGGAUGUGGCCCGCGUCGAGUCGCGCACCUUCAUCUGCACGGAGCGGCGAGAGGAGACGAUUCCCACCCCGUUGGAGGGCGUCAAGGGCGCCCUGGGCAACUGGAUCUCGCCCAGCGACAUGGAGGAGGCAGUGCAGCAGCGGUUCCCCGGCUGCAUGAAGGGUCGCACCAUGUACGUGGUGCCCUUCAGCAUGGGACCCGUGGGUUCGCCACUCUCCAAGAUCGGCAUCGAGAUCACCGACUCCGCCUAUGUGGUGGCCUCCAUGAGGAUCAUGACCCGCAUGGGUGCCGCCGUCCUGCGGCAGCUGGCCAAGAAGGAGGAGUUCGUCCGGGCCCUGCACUCGGUGGGUGCCCCUGCCAACGGACAGGUGGAGCAGGCCUCCUGGCCCUGCGAUCCCGAGCGCACCAUCAUCCUGCACAAGCCCGCCGAGAACCUGAUCGUGUCCUAUGGAUCCGGGUAUGGUGGCAACUCGCUGCUGGGCAAGAAGUGCUUCGCCCUGAGGAUUGGCAGCACCAUUGCCAAGCGCGAAGGAUGGCUGGCCGAGCACAUGCUGAUCCUGGGCAUCACUGAUCCCAAGGGCGUGAAGAAGUACAUCACGGCCGCCUUUCCCUCGGCCUGUGGCAAGACCAAUCUGGCCAUGCUGAAUCCCUCGCUGGCCAACUACAAGGUGGAGUGCGUGGGUGACGACAUCGCCUGGAUGAAGUUCGAUAAGGAGGGAGUGCUGCGAGCGAUUAACCCCGAGAAUGGAUUCUUUGGAGUGGCUCCCGGAACCUCGAUGGAGACCAAUCCCAUUGCCAUGAACACUGUGUUCCAGAACACCAUCUUCACGAACGUGGCCUCCACCUCCGAUGGCGGUGUCUUCUGGGAGGGCAUGGAGAGCAGUCUGGCCCCCAAUGUCCAGAUCACCGACUGGCUGGGCAAGCCCUGGUCCAAGGAGUCCGGCAAGCCGGCCGCUCAUCCCAACUCCCGCUUCUGCACCCCGGCUGCCCAGUGUCCCAUCAUCGACGGAGCCUGGGAGGACAGCGAAGGAGUGCCCAUCUCGGCCAUCCUCUUCGGAGGACGUCGUCCCAAUGGAGUGCCCCUGGUGUACGAGGCGCGGGACUGGAAGCACGGAGUCUUCAUUGGCGCCGCCAUGAGGAGUGAGGCCACCGCAGCUGCUGAGUUCAAGGGCAAGGUGAUCAUGCACGAUCCCUUCGCCAUGAGACCCUUCUUCGGCUACAACUUCGGCGACUACGUGGCCCACUGGCUGAGCAUGGAGAAGCGGGGACAGGUGCCCAAGAUCUUCCAUGUCAACUGGUUCCGCAAGAGUGCCGAGGGCAAGUUCAUGUGGCCCGGAUAUGGCGAGAACUCCCGCGUGCUCGAGUGGAUCCUGCAGAGGAUCAAUGGUGAGUCUGGCUUCGUGGACUCGGCCAUUGGACACAUUCCCGCCAAGGGAGCCCUCAAUCUGACUGGCAUGAAGGAUGAGGUGGAUGUGGAGGAAAUAUUCUCGCUGCCCAAGGAGUUCUGGGCGCAGGAGGUCAAGGACAUCCGCACCUACUUCGAGUCGCAGGUUGGCGCCGAUCUGCCAGCCAGCAUUUACCAGCAGCUGGACGAGCUCUCUGUCCGCGUUGCCAGCCUUUAAGAUGGAUCAAAUGAGAAGCCCCAGAACUUAAACAUCUUUACCCGCCCCAAAUACCUGCUCACCAUCCGUACCAUCCCGUACCGACCCACAUACUCACCCCAAUAUGUUAUCCUGUCCUAUAUCCUAUACCCCAACACCUUAUUUAGUCGUUUCUCUAGUGCUUAAGCCGAAGACUUCCAAACUAUUUAUUAUAUAAGCAGCUUUAAGUUUAGAUAGUAAGUCAACCAACAAACAACUGAAAAAAUAAAACAAGACGAUUUUAUAACCUACAAA
Drosophila rhopaloa is the source of this 2513-nucleotide messenger RNA. RefSeq names its product phosphoenolpyruvate carboxykinase [GTP] (gene Pepck1). Gene Ontology annotation, molecular function: phosphoenolpyruvate carboxykinase (GTP) activity; manganese ion binding; GTP binding. The transcript is spliced from 2 exons. The record is from RefSeq and is a predicted model, not a curated record. Gene Ontology annotation, biological process: cellular response to dexamethasone stimulus; gluconeogenesis; propionate catabolic process. Gene Ontology annotation, cellular component: cytosol. Lineage: Eukaryota; Metazoa; Arthropoda; Insecta; Diptera; Drosophilidae. The coding region runs from base 297 to 2240 and encodes 647 amino acids.